Molecule: messenger RNA, 1849 nt
Organism: Calidris pugnax (ruff)
Lineage: Eukaryota; Metazoa; Chordata; Aves; Charadriiformes; Scolopacidae
Gene: LRFN1
Product: leucine rich repeat and fibronectin type III domain containing 1
Exons: 2
Coding region: 1-1362 (453 amino acids)
Molecular function (GO): protein binding
Source: RefSeq, a predicted model, not a curated record
AUGGCGAAGCUGCUGGUGCCCUUGGUGAUGUUGGGGGCGGUGGCGGGGGGGUCCCACCGCUGCCCCCCCCGCUGCCUCUGCCCGGCGGCCGCCCCCAACCCCACUCUGCUGUGCGCCCGCACGGGGCUGCUGGCCGUGCCCCCCACAUUGGACCGGGGGGCGGUGGAGCUGCGUUUGGCCGACAACUUCAUCGGGGCCGUGGGGCGCAGCGACUUCGCCAACAUGAGCAGCCUGGUCCACCUCACCCUGUCCCGCAACGGCCUCCGCCGCUUGGCCCCCGGCGCCUUCGCCGACCUGCGGGCCCUGCGCGCCCUCCACCUGGACGGCAACCGCUUGCCCGCCCUCAGCGGAGCCCAGCUGCGGGGCCUGGCCAGCCUCCGCCACCUCAUCCUGGCCAACAACCAGCUGGCCGCCAUCGAGCCCGCCGCCUUCGCCGCCUUCGCCGCCACCGUGGAGGACCUGGACCUCUCCCACAACAACCUGCCGGCCCUCCCUUGGGAGGCGGUGGCCGCCAUGGCCAGCUUGGCCACCCUCACCCUGGACCACAACCUGCUGGAGCGGGUGCCCGCCGGGGCUGUGGCCCGGUUGCCCCGUUUGGCUCGUUUGGACUUGACGGCCAACCGGUUACGAGCCCUGCCGCCGGUGUCGGGGCCACCGGGACCCAGUUUGGUGGCCGGGGGCAACCCUUUGCACUGUAACUGCGAGCUGCUGUGGCUGCGGCGCUUGGCGGUGCCGGGGCGCCUGGAGAGCUGCGCUUCGCCCCCCCCGCUAGCCGGACGGCUACUGUGGGCCGUGCCGGAGGAGGAAUUGGCUUGCCGGGCCCCCGCCAUCGCCGGGGCGGUGGCCCAACCGGCCGCCGUUUUGGAAGGGCAACCGUUGAGGUUGGGGUGCGCGGCGGCCGGGGACCCCCCCCCGGCCCUGCACUGGUUGGGGCCCGACGGGCGGCUGGUGCAGAAUGGCUCCCGGCGAGCCCUGGGGGCCGAUGGCUCCUUGGAGCUGCGGGUGGCCACCUUGCGGGACCACGGGGCUUUCACCUGCGUGGCCUCCAACGCCGCCGGCGAGGCGGCCGCCCGGGUGGAGGUGGCCGUCCUGCCCUUGCCCGUCCCCCACGGGGAUGGGGACGGGGGGGAGGCCGAAGCCGCCGCCGGACCGGGUCCCUCCGACAUGGCGCGGGCCGGGGGCAACGAGUCGCGGGCAACGGGCGAGCGGCGGGUGGUGGCCGCCGAGGUGACGGGCUCCUCGGCGCGCAUCCGCUGGUUGCCCCAGCGCCACGUCCCCGGCAUCCGCGUCUUCCAGGUCCAGUACAACAGCUCCCUCGACGACUCCUUCGUCUACAGCAUGGCGUGGCAUCACGUGGUGUGACACGGCAUGGCAUGGGGCAGCAUGGCUUGGCAGCAUCUGGCACAACAUGGCACCCUGUAGCAUCUCACAAGGCUUUGUGGCACCGUGUGGCACCUCAUGGCAUCUCUUGGUGGCAUCUAGCACGGCGUGGCAUCACGUGGUGUGGCACAGCAUGGCAUGGGGCAGCAUGGCUUGGCGGCAUCUGGCAUGACGUGGUACCAUGUGGCAUCUCACGAGGCCACGUAGCACCACGUGGCACGGCUUGGUGGCAUCUGGCACCGCGUGGCACCGUGUGGCUUGGCGUGGUGUGGCGUGGCAUGGCGUGACGUGGCACCACGUGGUGGCACCUAGCACCUCCCGGCAGCGUGUGGCACGGCUUGGUGGCAUCUGGCACGGCGUGGCAUCACAUGGUGUGGCAUGGCAUGGUAUGGCAUGGCUUGGUGGCAUCUGGCAUGGCGUGGCAACAUGUGGCAUGGCGUGUGGCAUCACGCAAAUCCAUGUGGUGCCA